Trematomus bernacchii (emerald rockcod) is the source of this 1143-nucleotide messenger RNA. RefSeq lists its product as uncharacterized. Bases 1 to 756 code for a protein of 251 amino acids. The transcript has 3 exons. NCBI's taxonomy places the organism in Eukaryota, Metazoa, Chordata, Actinopteri, Perciformes, Nototheniidae. The record is from RefSeq and is a predicted model, not a curated record.
AUGGACGCAGUCUACCUCCAGGAGGAGUCUCCCAACAGUCCCCAUUCAACGUCUUCUUCCACGGGAGCAUCCUCCUCCUCCUCCUCCUCCUCAUCCUCACAGGAACCCCAGAAACCUUGGUCUCUUUUAACAGCCCUGAUGAAUGAGAUUCAGAAAGUAAGGACACGAGAUGAUGGAGUGGCAGAAGAUGAGUCACAAAGUGUAACAUUGCCAGAUAAAGACUCUUCUUCUGAUUUAAACUGGAGCGUCACGUCGGAGGAUUUUACUUUUGUUGAGAAUGGAGACGGAACAGAAAUGAAAUAUUCAGCGUUACCGCUUCCUGUGCAGUCCACGUCUGUGGUCACUGAGGGGGCUCCUCGCUCAGAGACCACCGCUGACCCCAGACAAGCUGUGCAAGCAGUAAAGACUCGAAGUCUGCACAGAAUAUACCGGAGCCUCCUUCGGAAGAGGCAGACACCUGGGGCCAGUGGGAAAAUUUGCCCUGGAGUCAGAGAGACCUCACAGCAGGUCAGCCAGGUCAGAGACUCCUACAGCUGGGUCUUAAGCAUCCCGAGCAAAAACCUCCGCAUGAGCUUCCAAGAGGUGUUAGUUGAUCUGAGCUCCAAGAAUGAUCGAGGACUUUACCAGGCGCGGGUCAGAGCAGUAGUGGGCGGACGACCUUUGACCUUCUACAGUCUUGUGGGCCUAGAGAACGAGUCCUUUUACCGCAGUGUGCCAAGGAUAAUCUCUGUAGCACUGGACGCACUCAAAGUCUGAGAUGACGAUGAAAGCACAAAGACUCUCACAGAGACCUGUUUGCACCAGAAAAGCCUCGUCAUGGGACAGAGAGACGCACAUAAACGCACACUCACUCAAACUUUCUUCUGUCUUUUGUGAAAAGCAUUGAUUUGUUUUCCUUCUCUCAGAGCCUGGCUCUAAAUGAAAACACAACCUUGAAUGUAUCAAUCCCACUGUCGCCCACCCAUCAUGCCACAGGAUUUUUUUAUGUGGUCGGAGAUGCAGCGUUGUUUAACUUAUAAAUCUGUACAAAGUGAUAAGUUAUUCAUAUUGUCUUUUGCAAAGGUUGAGCCUCUUGUGAAGCACACAGACUGUAAAUAUUAUUUGUAUUCUUACCUGAUUCUUACUAUAUUUAUUUGUACAAAG